Molecule: messenger RNA, 4161 nt
Organism: Alosa sapidissima (American shad)
Lineage: Eukaryota; Metazoa; Chordata; Actinopteri; Clupeiformes; Clupeidae
Gene: slc49a4
Product: solute carrier family 49 member 4
Exons: 9
Coding region: 141-1550 (469 amino acids)
Biological process (GO): transmembrane transport
Cellular component (GO): intracellular membrane-bounded organelle; membrane
Molecular function (GO): transmembrane transporter activity
Source: RefSeq, a predicted model, not a curated record
UGUGGGGUACGGUAGCGUUGUUUUUGUUUUCCAGGUCAACUGAUAGUUUUUCAAAAUCGCGGUUAUUUUUUACACCUAACGUCGGAAAUCCUUAACAACUUUAUCAGAGACACCAUUGAAGUGAUAUCGAAGCUAAUUCAAUGGGUGCCAUCGAGAGCACAGAGGGAGAAAGGGAACCAUUGCUCGUUCCAACUCAAACCGAGACUAGCAUACAGCAGCCUGUGUACAGCCGAGUCUAUGGACGAAGAUGGCUGGUUCUCACCCUGUUUUCGUUGUUGGGGUUUAUGCAAGGGAUGGUAUGGAACACUUGGGGUCCAAUACAGGUCUCUGCGAAAGAGGCGCUCAGCUUCUCGUCCACGGAUAUCGCCGUACUAGUCCUAUGGGGUCCAGUGGGCUUCUUUCCAUGGUUGCUGUUUAUGUGGCUUAUGGAUAAAAAAGGUCUGCGGGCGUCCCUGUUGCUCUCAGCCUUCUUCAUGGUGCUGGGCUCUGCCAUGCGCUCAGUCCCCAUCAUAGACCUGCAGAUCAGGCGAUGGUUGAUUCACGGGGGGCAGCUACUGAAUGGUUUAGCCGGCCCCACCAUCAUGAGUGCCGGCCCCCUGCUCUCCACCACGUGGUUUGCUCCAGACCAGAGGGCAACCGCUACCGCCGUGGCCUCCCUGGUUUGCUACCUGGGCUCGGCCUGCUCCUUCCUGAUUGGCCCGCUCCUGGUGCCGGCACCCAACGGGACCGUAAACGCCAUUGGCAUGGUGUACAGCAGCACCGUCUCCACGGACACCAACUUCAUCAGAGACAGGAUACAGAUAGUGCUCUACGCAGAGUUUGGAAUGAUCGCUGUGCUGUUUGCCGUGGUGCUGCUGUACUUCCCCUCGCGCCCACCAUUGCCCCCCAGUGUGGCAGCUGCCAGUCAGAGGCUCAGCUACCGGAGCAGCAUCUGCAGACUGCUGAGCAACGUCCGGUUCCUGAUGAUUGCGCUGGCCUAUGCUGUUCCAACCGGGGUGAUAGCAGGCUGGUCAGGGGUCUUGGACAUGAUUCUCACGCCGGCCAACAUCAGCCAGGUGGACGCAGGCUGGGUCGGUUUCUGGUCCACGGUGGGAGGCUGCGUGUUUGGAGUGGCGAUGGCCAGGUUCGCUGACUCUAUUCGGGGGAUGUUGAAGCUGAUCCUGGUGUUGAUGCUGGCCGGUGCCUCGCUCUCUGCCACCUGGUUUACACUCACCUGCCUGACCCGCCUCACCCACCUGCCCUCCACCAAAGCCACGCUCUACACCUCCUGCAUCCUGCUUGGCGUCUUCAUCAACAGCAGCGUGCCCAUCUUCUUCGAGCUCUUCAUCGAGACGGUCUACCCAGUCCCCGAGGGCAUCACCUGUGGAGUGGUCACUUUCCUUGGCAACCUCUGCACAGGCCUCCUUCUCUUCUUCCUCACUUUCUACAUCACAGAUACAUCUUGGUUGAACUGGUGUCUGACGGGCUCCUGUGUCUUCAGUCUCAUUCUAAUCCUCAUGUUCCGAGAAUCAUACGACCGCCUCUACCUGGACGUCUUUGUGUCCGUCUGAACUCCUCGCCGACCAUUUUCAGAAAAGGGAGUACCGGCAGCCUUUUAUUUAAAGAGAAGGAAGGAACGAAAUUACGGUUUUUGCACCGAAUUGCACAAAAAGGAAACUGAAACAGUAACUGUUAGAGCAGCGAGACAAGUGCUGCGUCUGUCCUCUGUUUUUAUGGACUUCAAUAUUGUAAGAGGACAUGCUGUUGAUGUUGUCGUUGUUGUUGUCGUACAAGUUUCUAACAACAUUGACAGUUGCUUUCGUGAUAUUGAUCGGGAUCAAUAGAGAGAAAAAAGAAAAUGACAUGUCCUAGUGUCAACUAGCGUAGUCAAUGUUUCUUACCCACACCAAGUUGUUUUUCUCUCUUGGUCUUGCUAUCAUUUUUAUAAUUAUUAACAUUAUUGUUUUAUAUAUAUAUAUACACAUUGUCUGAAGGUGAUGACAAUAUCACCACUAUUUUGGGCAUGAGGGAUUUUUGUUGUUUACAAGGUUCAAGUGGGUUAGGAGGAGGGUGGAAUAGUUUUUUUCUUUUUUUAGACAUAAUUGACAAGUAGAAGCACUCAGCACUGAUAAACCACACACACUCUAAAUCAGACGCUUCCCAGAGGGUGGCGGCGCGCCCCAGCAAAAGGGAGCGCUCAGUGGUUUUAAAGUCACUCAUAACCCCCACUUUUGAGGAGCGUGGCUGGGGCAGAGGUGUACUGCUGGAGUGGGGAGAGGGGCAGAGCUUGCAGUGCCCUGUGAUCGGAGCCCUUUAUUAAGAGUUCCGGUUCCACAUCUCCCUCUCCACCCUACAGACCUAUUAUGCAAAUGGCCGUUAGCAGUCCCUUCCCACUCGCCAGCUUUCUGUUCUUAUGGAAUAGAAGUUGAUUGGCUAUUGCAGUUUUAUUUUUUUAAUUUUUUUUGUAAAGCGAGUUCAAAUUGGACAUGGGUUGCUUUGCAGUGUUACAGUGGCAAAACUGACAGCCUCCUAGCAGCCUUCUUAUUAAAUAUUUUUAUUCACUGGGUGUAAAGUGAUUCGCUUAGUAGCGAGUUAGCAUUUAGCAGUUGUGCCAUUUCCACACGAGGGCCCAGGUACUGGUGCCCUAUCAUGCACAGGGAUGGGGCUGUUAAUGACAUUUCAGAUGGCAGUCAUUGUCACCCAUCCUGUUCUCAACGAAGCCUAACCUCACUUGUGCUGAGCAUGUUUUAAACAUUUUUGUUUGUUUGUUUGUUUGUUUGUUUUUUAAACUCGGUUUUGAUACAGUUGUUGUACUUGUUCAUACUGGUGUUUAUUUAUACAAGGGAUCAAAACACUAAUUUUGUCAAAAUAACGCUGUGGAUAACAAAGACUGUUAAACACAUCAUCACAUCACGAGAACUGUAACUCUAACUUAGUCCACUUAAACACGAAGAGCUCCUGCACUAGUCGCACAGGUAACCUGAUGCAACUGCAGUGCACAGAGUUCACCAACAGGGAGCGCUGUGUCAAGCAAAGCUCUUCUCAACAGUGACUGCACCAUCCCUAACCAUGCCACGUCAGACAAUUGAUUAACCAUGAAUCCUCUUUUUUUCCUUAUUUUUUUUUUUUCUUUCAUUAGGGGCCUCUUAAGGAGAUCCCCCAGCAAGCUGUGACCUCGAUUCAGUAGUAAAGACUAGUGCAGAGACUUUUACAGACUUGGACCCACAACCAAUGUAUGGAGUGUAUAGGCUUUUGAAAAUACACUCGCCAGUGUUCUCAACCUAGUACUCAAUAGUGACAACCCCCUCUCCCACACACACACACACAUACUGUCACACACACACACACACACACACACACACACACACAGAUCCCUGCCUAACUCCACAGGCUCCCGGCGUUUGGGAUUUGCGCUCCUUUGAGGCCUGAGAGGAUGUGUUUGGGGGGGGGAUGAGCCGAGGCCAAAGCCUAAUGAAAUGUGUAAUUCGGUGAGGGUCUCUCCUGGCUCCGGCCCAGUGCUCCUGAUUAAAGCCCAGGGCUUCAAAGAGAAAGAGAGAGAGAGAGAGAGCCCCCCACACCGCCUGCCCAGCAGAGGAGACCUGAGCUGGGCAAAGCCCCCCCCACCACACCCCCCAACCGCUGGAUGGCCGAGGAGGGUCUUCUGGGAGAUCAGCCGCUCCACACGGACUCUGUGACUUGUUUUUACCCCUACUUUAAAGUGGGCUUAGUGUAGAGGUGUGAUUAUUUUAAAAGUGAUUUAAUGGUGGUUGUGCCCCCUUUCCUCCGCCAUAUUGUGCUGUGCUACAUUGGACAGAGUGAAGAGGUUUCACAAAUGCCCAUGCAAAACAAUUCCACCUUGUUUGAAAAGAAACGGUGGCGUCUCUUUUACCUGGUGAAAAUAUUGCCUUAAUUAACAGUGACUGUGCAUUUUGUUCUUUUCCUCCUGCCCAUUAUCUCUCUCCUCUCUCUCUCUCUUUCUCUCUCUUUCACACUGUGAGAAGGCCGUCAACCCCAUGCAGUUUCAGGGCCAUGAGAUGUCCCCAGUCCUCACUGUUGUGUACUCUCUUGUAAUAUAAAGCAGGGGGUCGUGCCGUGCUUGGGUUGUCCUUGUCCAUGCCCUUUGUGCAAGAUGUAUGUCUGAUUUUUCUGCACCUUAUUAAAACGACUUCUUUUUUCCAGAAA